GCCUUUUUAACUUCUUCCUCUAUUCCUUUUUUAAGCAACAAGUUCAUUUUUUGAACUUCUUAUACUCCCGCCCUUGCUUCCAAAUCACUUUCAGCUGCCCGCUCAUUCGGCUCAGACGGUGUUUCACGGGUGAUAUAAAGGUGCUCCGUGUCAGUUGAUUCAAGACAACGACACCUUCAACAGCCAACAGAUUUCAAUCUGAUUCGACUUCGCCUAACCAAUCAAACCGGUCUUGUAACAAGAUGCAAUUCAUUCUAGUGAUCAUUGGUUUCCUUUACUUCCAGCCGCUGGAUGCUUUCGUCAACAUGGCCGACGUUGACUGCGGUGUAUCGAAAUUCAGGAACGGGCGAAUCGUCAACGGCAUUGACGCCGUAGAAGGAGAAUUCCCUUGGAUGGUGUCGCUGAAAUUAUUGCGUGGGCAGAGUAGUGAGCAUUUUUGUGGCGGUGCGCUCAUCAACAAGCGAUGGAUUCUCACAGCAGCCCAUUGCGUCCUUAAUCGCAGAGCACCGCAGAUUCAAGUGAGUGUGGCUGAGCACAACCUCCUGGGUGCCGACAGUCAACAAACGAAAUUGUUUCGAGUCAACCAGAUCGUCAUGCAUCCGUCGUACCUGACUCGUCAAUUGGCUGACGACAUCGCCCUCAUUAAUCUCGAUGGCGACGUGCAAUGGAGCGACCGCGUUCAGCCGGCCUGUUUACCUAACCCAGAUGAAGAUUCAUUCGCUGGACUGCUGGCCACCGUGGCCGGUUGGGGGUGGAACGAUGAGGUUAAAAAUGGUGGAAAAAGAGCCAACACACUGCAGAAGGUUGACGUGCCAAUCUUGGCUAAUAAGGAUUGCCAGCAAUGGUACAAAGACGAGAAGAAAUCGCUAACCAUCAUCAACUCGGCAUUGUGCGCUGGUCUUGAAAAUGGCGGCAAAGAUUCUUGUCAAGGUGAUAGCGGUGGUCCGUUGAUGAUUAAGAAAGACGGACGUCAUCAGCUGGUCGGCGUCGUCAGCGCCGGAAUCGGAUGCGCUCGUCCUCGCUUACCUGGUCUUUACACUCGUGUUAAUCAUUACAUUAACUGGAUUUCACAAACCGUCCGUUUCUAAUGACUUGUGAGCAUAGGUUUUAACGGGAUGUUGUAUUUAGUAUUUUAAAAAAGUGUGUAAUCCCCUCCUACUUAGUAAAAUAAAAUAUAAAAU
Messenger RNA from Daphnia pulicaria, 1181 nucleotides. RefSeq names its product trypsin-1-like. The coding region runs from base 243 to 1088 and encodes 281 amino acids. Lineage: Eukaryota; Metazoa; Arthropoda; Branchiopoda; Diplostraca; Daphniidae. Gene Ontology annotation, biological process: proteolysis. Gene Ontology annotation, molecular function: serine-type endopeptidase activity. The record is from RefSeq and is a predicted model, not a curated record. The transcript is spliced from 6 exons.